Messenger RNA from Photinus pyralis (common eastern firefly), 3286 nucleotides. RefSeq names its product putative leucine-rich repeat-containing protein DDB_G0290503. The record is from RefSeq and is a predicted model, not a curated record. The coding region runs from base 341 to 3286 and encodes 981 amino acids. Lineage: Eukaryota; Metazoa; Arthropoda; Insecta; Coleoptera; Lampyridae. The transcript is spliced from 16 exons.
UUGCAAAAAUUGAAUGAUUUGAUGGCGUAGAAAAUUUACAUUUGCAGGUGGACGAUUUUCGCCCGACCACCCCCAGAGUGUUCUUUCGCCGAGAGUAAAAGCUUAACUUUCGAAUAAUCACUACUUUUACCUCAUGAAACCACCGCCAUAAAUCCGGAAAUGGAUGAAAAAUUCACCUCAACCCAGGUUCGAACACCCGACCUCCGGAUUUAUAACUCAACGCUCUACCAUUGAGCCAUAAUGCCAUAGAUCUAGUCACCUAAAGUUUCCGUCAACUAUCUGCCAGUUUGGAAGCGUUUUUGUUACGAAAUUUUGGAAUAUCGCGUAAAGCUCCCGGGCCAUGAGCGAGGAGUGGAAGAUACAAUAUUGCAAGCUGUGCAAGGAAUUUUUUUUGGACUCGUGCGGUUGCCUCGCAAAUUUCCAGUCUACCCCCGCUCUCUCGAUCAUUUCCGGCGUGUUCGCAAUGCUCCGGAAGUUGCGAACCCAGAAACCGCACCCUGCGCUUGCUCGACAAAGCGUCGAGUUCUCCAGGUACAUCAAUCUGGCACCGCCCGACACGCGCACCCACGUGUGCCCCACCUCGGAUUUCUACAUGUACAUGUUUACCAUGAGCGGGGAACAGAAGGGGUUUUCGGAUAAUAAAUCGGCGACACUCUCGUCCUCGAGCGCCGUCAGUGUCAACUCCAGAAGGUCAGGUAGCGGCGGCAUUCUUAAAAAUUUGAUCGGGAAAGCGAAAAAGAAGAAGAAGAGCGUGGACGAGUACAGCUCCAAUCCCUUCGUGGAGAAGGGCGACUCGUGCUUCUCCGAAGAUGACCAAAGUGACACGACGCAGUGCACGGUCUCGGACGCCAUCAAGGAGGUACCCUCCAAAAGUAAAAUUCCGGUUCUGAAGAAGUCCAGUUUCGGUAGUAGCAGGGGAACGACGAGCGCCAUUGAUUUGAAGAACGGAGCUCUUUGGAAGUACCCCUCGCACACAGAGCUACAUAUGCCUGUUUGCAAUCUUCCAGAGCUCAACAGUUUUGACUCGAGUAUGCGAGAAGCUGACAGACUCUUAGCCCAAGUAAGGGCGAGCGAGAUGCACAUAGCGCACUUGCUAUCGAAAUACGUCCAAGAUUCCUUAUUUAAGGAGGAGCUAUUGCAAGCCUUGACGAAGCACUCGAAGCUUAGCUUGGAGGCCGAGAGGUAUACGCGCAGCUUUUCGAACGACUCGCUGCAGCGCAGCAACGAAAUCGCACGAAUCCGCGAGACAGAAACGCAGGAGCGUCUCAACUCGUUCAUUCGAAACAAUCGAAUGCUGCAGGACGACGUAGAGGAAUUGGCGAGGAAGAACGAGAAGCUCUGCAUCAAGCUUCAGCAGUUCUCUUCCCGCGAAAGGUCUCCAGAUACAUGCAGUGGACUGUUGGAAACCAUGAAUAAGAACAACGACGUGCUUCGCGACCAGGUCUCCAGCGCCGUAAGCAAAAUUGAGCACCUGGAGAACUACGUGCAGAAAGUGCAAGGCGACAAUCGCGUCUUGGAAGAGAAACUCCACGAUGCCACCUCCCAAUUGCACGCCUACAAAGAUCUCGAACAUCGUUGGGAUGUCGAACACAAACUGGAGCAGGUGCAGCUAACCCAGGAGUUAAACAAAAAUCGGGAGUUGCUGAAGGAAAGCGUCGAGGCUGGGAAGCUGCUCUUGGACGAUCUGGACGGUAUUAAACAACAGUGGCAAUCGGCAUCAACCGUGAUAAACAAGGCAAAGUCUAGCUUGAAAAGUCACAGCUUGCCUGAUCUCAUCUCGCUGUUUCGGUCGUGCAUCAGCGAGCUGUCGAGCGAGCUGCAGGUGGCCCGCAACAACGAGAAGGACCUGCAGUGCCUUAAGGACGAGGUUGCGCGAAAUGAAGAGCAGCUGAAGCAGCACAAGUUUGAGGAGGAUCGCCUGCGUAAUGAGCUGAAGCUGUUGGCGCAGACGGAGUUGGAGCUGCAGAACUGCAGGGCCAAGCUUUCGAACGCUGAGAAAACGUUGGGGAAAGAAGUUGCCCCGGUCGUCCUCCUGUCAGAUUUCGACCAGCUGAAGAAGGAGGCCGUUGAAAAGGACGAGGAGCUGCUCCUGCUUCACGAGCAGAACGCAACGUACAAGUCGGAGAAUGACACGCUGCGGAUGCAAAUGCAGGGUUUGAGGCAGGUGCUUUCGGCUAAUGGUACCGGAGAGGUUGCUGACGUCCAGGAGAAGCUGGCCACCUUCCAAUCGCAGUACUAUCAGAUUCUAUCUGAGAAGAACGCCCUCUUGGAGAAGCUCCACUCUGUAAGUGCCGAUAAGGUUUCUCUGGGCCAACUGCAGAAUACCACCUCGCAAUUCGUGCACGCUCAGCAACAAGAACUAGACGCUAUCAAGAGGGACUACAGAUCACUGCGGCAGCAGUUCGACGUGGAGCACGAGCAGGCCAUUACACUUAGGCUCGAACGAAAUAAACUCAAAGAGGAAAAAUCGGUCUUGAAACAAAUCUAUCUACAGCUCAAGAAUGAAAUAAACAGAGUCCAAACCCUGGAAGGCAAAGUUGUAGGAAUGAACAUGGAGGCCAACAGACUGGCGGUAAUCGCCGACUAUAAUAAGCAAUUGGGGGAGAAACUGCAAUGCGAGGUGGUCGAGCGAGAUGUCAAGAUCUCGGAAUUGGAAAGCAACAUGAAAGAGCUCAAUAAUGCGCAAAUCGAGUACGCCAAGGACAAGGUGGCUUUAUGCCUGGAGCUAUCGGAGGUAUCCUCUCUAAAUGAAAAACUCAGCAACUCACUGGUGAGCAAACACAAGAAACUGGAUCAGCUUCACGACACCAAAAAGCAAAUCGAGAGCGCGGCAAGUGCUCAGUUAAGAGCAGCGGAACAGAUGCAAAAGGUGGAAAGAGCAGCCUUGGUGGAACUCCUGCAGGAUCACAAGCGAGUAGUCGCGCAACGAGACAGUCUCUCCCGCGCUCAAUCUGAGUACAUCAAACAGCUCACCGAGCUUCGUGCGAACACGGCGACCCUAAACAGGAACAUUGAGACCGCCAACAGGAAUCACAUCUACAACGUCCAGGUAAUCCAGAAUCUGGAAGGUAAGCUGCAAACGUCCACGAGCGAGGCGAAAACGUUACACGCCCAAAUUCAGGGCAAGGAUCAGGAGCUUUUGCAAACGCGAAUCGCCAUGGAGGAGAUGAGAAAACAGGGACAAGCACUCGAGGGGAGCGUUUCGUACUUACAAAACACAAUUCAGCGCUUAAGCCUCGAUCUGGAUAAAUCGAGGGAGUCCGAAAUGGUAAGAAUAAACCACUAA